Ahaetulla prasina is the source of this 3208-nucleotide messenger RNA. Its product is annotated as potassium voltage-gated channel subfamily C member 1-like. The transcript has 2 exons. Gene Ontology annotation, molecular function: protein binding; delayed rectifier potassium channel activity. Bases 304 to 1602 code for a protein of 432 amino acids. The record is from RefSeq and is a predicted model, not a curated record. NCBI's taxonomy places the organism in Eukaryota, Metazoa, Chordata, Lepidosauria, Squamata, Colubridae. Gene Ontology annotation, cellular component: neuronal cell body membrane; voltage-gated potassium channel complex; dendrite membrane. Gene Ontology annotation, biological process: potassium ion transmembrane transport; protein homooligomerization.
CCGCCGCUGCUCUCGCCCUCGCCACUUGGGCUGCUGCGGGCCGGCGAGCGGGGAGCGGGGACGGAAGCCCGCAAAGCGCCUGGCCAGAUAGCUAGGCGGGGCGGGGCCGCCCUCGGCGCCAGGUGGGUCGGCGGAGGGCAGCGAGAGGAAGGCGAGCCGAGCCCAGCAGCGCCGCCUCCUCCCCCGCCGCAGCGGGCGCCGCUCGGGCAGCCGCGAAGAACCGGCGGAGGGAGGCCAACGGCCGCCGCUUUGCCGCCGCCGCCUCCUCCUGCUGCUGUGGCUCUUCCGAGCCCCGCGCCGGGCAUGGAGGAGCCCUCGGCCCGAGUCACCCUGAACGUGGGCGGGCUCCGCUACCGCACCUGCCGGGCCACCCUGGCCGCCUUCCCGGGCACCAAGCUGGGUGGGCUGGUGGAGCCCGGGGCGGAGGCGCGCUUCGCCUACGACGCCCGCGCUGGCGAGUUCUUCUUCGACCGCAGCGGCCGCCUCUUCGAGCAGGUGCUGCACCUGUGCCGCAGCGGCCACCUGCACGGCCCCGCCGGCUGCCGCGCCGCUCUGCGGGCCGAGCUGGCCUUCUGGGGGCUCGCGGAGGCGCGGCUGCCCGCCUGCUGCUGGCGCAAGCUCUGCCCCGGCGACCACGACGAGGAGGCCGAGGAGGAGAGCGGCGGGCCCGGCCGCCAAGAGGACCGGCGCGGCCUGCUGGAGCGGGGCCCGCGCGGGACGGGCGGCCGCUGGGCGCAGUGGGCGGCGUCGGCCUGGGCUCUCCUGGAGGAGCCGCGCUCGUCGUCCUGGGCCACGGGCUUCGCAGUCAUGUUCCUGCUGUUCAACGUUGCCCUCAUCACCAUCCUUUGUGCCAAAGGAGGCCAACGUGAAGACUUUUUUGGACCCCGCAACUUCACCCACACCCACCACUCCUCAAUGGAGGCUUUGUGUCCACAGAUACCUUCUCUCCUCCAUCUGGAGUUCUUCUUCAUUCUUUGCUUCAUGUGUGAAUUUGUCAUCCGGCUCGUUUCCUGCCCAGACAAAAAGAAAUUCUUUCGAAAGCCCCUGAAUGUGGUUGACUUCCUGGCACUUUUCCCAGUUUGCCUGGAUCUCUUUUUCAGCCGACAUGGAUACCAGCCUGGAGCUCUGCCGUGUUGGCUGAACUUGUUCCGUGUGGUGUAUAUCAUCAAACUCUUGAAGGUCUUCAAGUUGCUGGAGACCCCGCUGCUGCUGAGAGUCUUCCCUUACAUGUUCAAGUCUGUCUUGAAGGAGAUUGCCAUCCUGAUGUGGGUUUUCCUUUUUGAAAUCCUUUUCUUUGGCACCCUCAUAUUGUUUGCCGACUUGAUCGAGGAUCACCCAGAUUCGCUGCUUCAUGACAUCUUCUCGUCCUUCUGGUGGGCUGUGAUCACCUUGACCACCAUCGGCUACGGCGAUAUAUACCCCAUCCAGACAGCUAGCAAAGUGAUUGCGGCCUUUGCAGUGCUUUGUGGCCUACUAACCAUCAUUAUCCCCAUUCCCAUCUUUUUCAUAAAAUUCAAGCAUUAUUAUACCUCCGCUGUAAUUAAGGAGAAGAAGAGGAGAGAGGAAAAGGCAACGCCAACCGUGACAUCCUCAGAAGUCUAAUGCGGUGAUCGAGGCUUUUAUGUGGGGGAGGAAACCCCUUUCCCUUCCACACCGUCCAGCCCAAUUAAAUGGGAUGGUCCCACACUGCUUCUCUUGCUGACCUUCAUCCCUGCCGGGUCCCCCUGCUCUGGCCCGUUUUGCAUUUGACACGAAUAUAUCGGGCACUGCUGCAUUGCAGUGGCAGCUCUUCAUCGUUUGGAGAGCCAUUCCAUAAAGCAGUCUGUAAACGACUCCUGCAACAACAUCACUAACCAGGUUUCUUAUGGUUUCCACUUCCAUUCCGACGAAUCCCUGGCAAACCCUUUACUGUCACUCAGUCUGAGUUUCCUUCCUCCCUUCCGUCUUUAUGUCCUUGUGCCAUUUUGCAGUGCCAGACGUCCCCUCGGACAGCUUGGAGCCUACACGAGGGCUGGGCUGCUCCACUAUUCCCGAGAACCGAAACAGCCACCUCUCUACCAGUAAAAGGGCGGUUGGUUUCAAACGUUUAUUUCCUUGCCUUGGAAUAGCCUCUUUGGUGGGUCGAGGAGAGGAGACCAGUGGUGUUAGUUUUGUGGUGUAAAAGAGCAGGUUUUUUCUUCCACCUAAGAUGCUUUUCUUCAAGACUGAUUCCUAUAAACCAUGGUCCAUAAAGUCAUCCUGCAGGAACCUCAAGCUGGUCUUGUGAGGCCAUUUGCAGUCUUGACACCUAACUGGCUCCUCCACCACCCUUGACUUGUUCCCUAAUGGUCCUGCACUGUAUUCACAGGCCAGCCUCACUCACUCAGGAGGCUAAUCUGCACAGGCACCCAAACUAAGGCCAACCAAGCUUAGGGGGCUGUGCAGACACUUCUGUAUUUUAACUAGCCUGGUUUCACAUAGUGUGUAAAAAUAUCGUGCCUGCCCCAAGUAGCUGUGCUUUGCUUGGAAUAGGCAGCAGGAAGUAAGUGAGAGCCCAAGAGAAGUUUGUAGCAUCUCGAAAUGGAGAUUUUUAAUCACAUGGAGAUUUGUAAACUUCUGUGAACUUAUUGAACUCCUCAGCAACUUCAGGUCACCAUCUGCAGCAGAGCUUCAGCAGGGUUUCAUACUUGUAAGUCAGGGGUGUCCUUACAAAGCUCAGUCUGCUGGGAUCCCAAAAAUGCCAUUUUAGGGCUCCAGAGAAGAUGCUCUGGGUGUCUCAGGUCUAAGACUAAACAAGUAGCACCUGCUUUCUUUGUCACAUCAAUCUGAAGGAUAAUUCUGUGAACAUGACCGCUCUUUGUUUUUCCUGCUCUGCUUCUAUUUAGCUUGCGUUAUUUACUCGUAUUUGAUGGGGAAACGUCAACUUUGUCAACCAUUUACUGUCCUAUGGAAUUUUUCCCCAGCAGCUCCCAAAUUGCUUUUUUUUUUUUGCUGAAAAUUUAAGCUAUGUAAUUUUGUAAAAUUUCACUAAUGUUAAAGUUUUAGUUUCCCAUUAUUCUUUUUAAGAUAGUAGCAAAUCUAUGCAUCAAUGAAAAUAAUUCAGCACUGUAACUAUAUGACAAUAUUUGUUGUAAAACGUUUCCUAAAAUUCUGAUUCAUUUUAGAAAUACUGAAAUUCAGCUUCCUUUAAAUAAUGCUUUUGCAUUAUACAUCUAUGAUACUAACUUUU